Messenger RNA from Solanum pennellii, 1526 nucleotides. Its product is annotated as transcription factor MAMYB. NCBI's taxonomy places the organism in Eukaryota, Viridiplantae, Streptophyta, Magnoliopsida, Solanales, Solanaceae. Bases 85 to 1044 code for a protein of 319 amino acids. Gene Ontology annotation, molecular function: ribosome binding; Hsp70 protein binding. The record is from RefSeq and is a predicted model, not a curated record. Gene Ontology annotation, cellular component: cytosol. Gene Ontology annotation, biological process: regulation of translational fidelity; 'de novo' cotranslational protein folding. The transcript is spliced from 2 exons.
UGCAUUUUUCUCAAUUUUACACAUAGUAUAUGUUUUGUAAAAUAAGAAAAAAGUAAACAUCAGGGGACUGACCUUUGUUUGUCAAUGGAGUUCUUAGAUGAAGACGCCAAACCCAGAUUUCUCUUCCAAUCAAAGCCAUUGCAGCAAUCCAAUUCCGAUCCGGAAACCCAAACCCGUUCUCUAUACCGACCCGGAAUCAUCAUCUCCAUCUCUCUUGCUGUUCUUUUCUUCGCUCUUUCGAUCCUCUAUUUCUCUUUUGAACCCUUCGGAUCCAUCUUCUUAUGGAUCUCUCUUUCCCUCCUUGUCGGACCUUUUGCUCCUUCUUCUGUCACAGGUGGUGAUAUCCGGGUCGGACUCGGAGAACCCAUUCAAGACCCGCCUAAAGAUGAUCUUUCUGAUACCGAACCAGAUACGAAAAAAUCAAACAGAAGAUCUAACAGACCCACCAAGAAAAAUGUUGACUUUGAGCCUGUGUUAGCUACCAAUUAUGAUCUAAAACCGGAGAAAACUAAUGGGUCGGUGGCAAAUUCGAAGAAUAGUAAUGGGUCGGUUGCGAAUCUGGAGAAAAAAGUGGGGGAUGGUGUGUGGAAUGAAGGGGAUGAGGAGUUGUUGAGGAAGAUGAUGGGGAAGCAUCCAGUGGGGAAACCGGGGCGGUGGGAGGCGAUAGCAGAUGGAUUUAACGGGAGAUACAAAGUGGAAAGUGUGAUUAAGAAAUCUAAAGAAUUGGGUGAGAAGAAAAUGAGUGAUGGGGAUUCCUAUCAGAGGUUUUUGAAGGACAGGAAAACAGUUGAUAAGAGAGCUGAGGGUGGAAAUGAGGCUGAUUUCGAAAAUGUGGAGGCGAAAAAGGCGGUGGAGAGUGGAUGGAGUAGUGGGGAGGAUUUAGCUUUGCUUAAUGCAUUGAAGACAUUUCCAAAGGAAGUGGCAAUGAGGUGGGAGAAAAUAGCAGCUGCUGUGCCUGGGAAGAAUAAAGCAGCUUGUAUGAAAAGAAUGGCUGAGUUGAAGAAGGAUUUUAGAAGCUCUAAGUCUGCUAAUGCUGAAGCUUAGGCAUAAAGAUCAGUUAUUAAUUCAAAUCUCAUAGGAAAAUUUUCAGCUAUGUUGAGGUUUGAAAAGGACUUAAAAAUCUCAUGUAUCAAAAAAGUAUUUCAAAAAUAUCCAUAAAGUUGAUGAAAAAUAAUGCUCCAUGAAAAGACAGUGACAUAAGUGGAGUUCAAGGAGGAUAAGAUGUACGUAGACCUUACCUCUGCCUCGUGGGGAUUGAGAGGUUGUUUCCAAUAGAUUAACGACAAUAUCAUUUCUAUUUUGUUGCUCAUAGGUGGAGCAUUUGAUCAGUUGUUUGGAGAAUCUAGUCGUUUGCUGAUCUUGAGGGAGGGGAAGGAGAAAAUGUGGAUUUUUAUUUAUCCUAGUGAAGAAAGAAGGUUUAUUUAAAGGGUGAUUAUGGUUUUUAAAAAGUCGAUUGGACCGAUCAGAUCGAAUCAUAUCGAAUUAAUUUUUGAGAUUUACAAAAAUACAAUGUUAAGUUUGUUCUU